This is a messenger RNA of Nylanderia fulva, 2028 nucleotides long. RefSeq names its product facilitated trehalose transporter Tret1-like. The record is from RefSeq and is a predicted model, not a curated record. Gene Ontology annotation, biological process: transmembrane transport. NCBI's taxonomy places the organism in Eukaryota, Metazoa, Arthropoda, Insecta, Hymenoptera, Formicidae. Gene Ontology annotation, cellular component: membrane. Gene Ontology annotation, molecular function: transmembrane transporter activity.
UUACGAGUUUUACGCUCACAAGAUACGAUUUCUUGUAAUUUUUAUUUUCAAAAUGACAAACAUUAACAUAGAUAAGCUUGGUUUUUUUCACGGACGAUUGCACGGUGCAUAAUGUGAAUAUCAAUUGAAAUCAAUUGUGAUCUAUUGAGAGAAUCAGAGAUACGUCUUCGAGGAUGACAAUCUCUAUAUACGAUUACAAUUAGUAAAUAUAGCACAUUUUCUGAAAUGGAUCAAAUUCAAGAAGCUGCCGGUGAAAGGACACAUAGUACAAUAGAAAAUAACAAGAAACUUGACAAUGAAACUAGUAAUUUUCUUCAACAAGUUUCUGUGACAAGCUCCAUAAGGGAGAAAAUCACAAUGACAGAUAUAACACCACAAAUUAUUGCAAGCUGUAUAAUUCAUUGCAUGGUCAUAAAAGCUGGUAUAAAUAUGGCAUACAGUACAGUUUUAGUAAAUGCAUUAAAAUCAGACAAUGAUAUAAAAGUAACUGAGAAAGAAGAAUCUUGGAUAGCAAGCUUAGCUACUAUAACAUUGCCGAUAGGAUCUAUUAUUGUCGGCCCUCUAAUGGACAAAUUUGGACGGAAAACGGUUUGUUUAUUAUCUUGUAUACCUGCGGCAAUAUCAUGGGUUUUAUUGAUAUUUGCUAAAUCCUUAAGUUCCAUUUAUGUGGCUCGAGUUAUAGCCGGAAUUGCAGCAGGAUUAACAACUGUUGGAUUGGUUUAUAUAUCAGAACUCUCACAUCCGCAAGUCAGACCAAUGCUUCUGUGCCUGAAUUCGGUGUUUGUUUCAUUGGGUAUAUUAAUCACCUGCUGUCUGACAGUACUGGUAGACUGGCGCAAGAUGUCUAUAAUUUUCCUUGCAUUAGAGUGUUGCAUUUUUAUUGCACUUUAUUUUGUACCUGAAAGCCCUUACUGGCUUGUAUACUUUACAAACGGCAUGUUUGACGAAAAACGAAUUUGCAAAAUGAAAUGCAGUUUAAAACGACUUAACAGACGACAAACAAUUUAUGAGCAAGAAUUCUCGCGAAUCAUGGAGACGUGUGGAAACCAAGCAAAUAAUGAGAGGUCAAAAGAUAUAAUAUCAAUGGUAAAAAAUUAUUAUCAACAAUUUACGUCCCCGAAUGUCUAUAAGCCUAUAACAAUACUUUUUUUUCUUUUUCUGUUGCAACAACUCUCUGGUUGCUACGUGAUCAUAUUUUAUGCUUUGGAUGUCUUUCAUGAAAUGGGUGGAACAUUUGGCAAGGGAUUUGAUAAAAACGAUGCCUUUAUUAUGUUAGGUAUUAUUCGAUUUGUUAUUAGUAUUAUUACAGUAUUUUGUAGUAAAAAAUAUGGCAGAAGAGUUCUCUGCAUCUUGAGUGGAAUUGGAAUGACUAUCUCCAUGUUUCUUGCGGGAAUGUAUAUGUAUUUCACAAUGUCAUACGAUGAAAAUGGUAAUAUAGAGGAAACCAUGGUAGAUCAAAAAUGGUUAUUAUUAUUCUUUGUAUUAUCUUACAUCUGCACUAGUACAUUUGGAUUUCUAAAUAUACCGUGGACAUUGAUUGGAGAAUUGUUGCCUGUAUCUAUACGUGGUAUCGGUGGGGGUCUCAUGGUUUCUCUUGCUUAUAUAAUGAUGUUUGCUGUUGUGAAGAACUAUCCUGAUAUUUUAAAAUGCAUGAACAUCGAGGGUAUCUUUUUCUCUUUUAGCUUUAUGUCCUUAAUAGGUACAGCUUUUGUAUAUUUUUUUCUGCCAGAAACUUUGGGCAAAUCUUUUUCCGAUAUUGAGAAAUUUUUCUCACCUAGAAGAGAAAGAGAAAGACACAAUGCUAUUCCUAGAUCUUCCUAAAAUUUUUUGGCUUUUACUUUUGGGUAUUUUGCAUGAUAUUAAUAGGUGAUUGAUAAGAGACUGUUUACUUAAUCCAGUAUAAAAAAGGAAUAAUGUAAUAUCUAAUAAAUUCUCAGACAAUAAAUCUUAACAAUAAAUUGGAAAAAGACCUAAAAGUAAUGUUACAUGUAAUUGAUAGAAUAAUUUUUACAUUUAAAAGUAAUGUAU